Molecule: messenger RNA, 839 nt
Organism: Nanorana parkeri
Lineage: Eukaryota; Metazoa; Chordata; Amphibia; Anura; Dicroglossidae
Product: class I histocompatibility antigen, F10 alpha chain-like
Exons: 3
Biological process (GO): immune response
Cellular component (GO): external side of plasma membrane
Source: RefSeq, a predicted model, not a curated record
GUAACCAUCUCCUCCAUUAUUCCUUCACGGGGGUCUCCGAUCCAGUUCCUGGACUGCCUAUGUUUUCUAUUGUCCAGUUCUUGGAUGACCAAACGACAACAAAAUACAACAGUGACACUGGUGAAACCCGGCCUGGGGUCCCCUGGAUGGACAAAGGAGAUCUGGAACAGUGGGGACAUCCAUUGUAUGAACACACAGGAUGGUGGAAGAUGGCGUUCAAACACAAUGUCAAGACGGCCAUGAGUCGAUUUAACCAGACUGGGGGUUUCCAUGUGACUCAGCUGAUGUACGGAUGCGAGCUGAGGUCAGAUAACAGUACCAGGCUGUAUUAUCGGUAUGGCUAUGAUGGCAGAGAUUUCAUCACACUGGAGACUGACAGAUGGGUGUUUGAACCCGGGGUGUACGAAGCUCAGAUCAGCACGCAGAGAUGGAACAGCGAGGAAGACGGCGCAGGUCAGAGAUGGAAACAUAUCCUGGGAGUGAGGUGUGUGGAGUUCCUGAAGAAAUAUUUUGAUUACGGAAGAAAAGAGCUGGAGCGGAAAGUUGCUCCAGAGGGGAAGAUCUUGACUCGGAAAUCAAAUGGUGUGACAGCCCUCCACUGUUAUGCCUACGGCUUCUACCCGCGGGAGGUGGAAGUGAAAUGGGUGAAGAAUGGGCAAGAUACGGUCUACUACGAUGAGGCCACGCCUAUCCUGCCCAAUCCAGAUGGCACGUACCAGGUCAUAAUCACCUUGAAAGUGUCACCAGAAGAUGAAAGUUCCUACUCGUGUCACGUCGAUCACAGUGGCCUUGUGGAGGAACUCAUUGUACCAUGGGGUGAGCAUGAACCAUACGAAUAA